UCUUUGGCUUAUUUUUUGGCGUAUUUUAGUUAAAUGUCUUUCUUCCCUUAGAGAAUGCUAGAUCAGGCUGAAGUUGUGGAGAAAUCUUCAACAUUAACACUACACAAAUCUGUCACUGGGGAUCCAAUAUCCUUUACUUAUCCAGGUCAGGUUGUUCUACAAUGGUUGUGCUAUGAAGGGUACAUUGCUUGUCAAUAAAAAGGUCAGUCAUCAUCCAAUGAUUGUUGCAUGCCACCGUGAAGGUAGAGGACAGAAAUUUUGGGGAGACAGUAAUCUAAAAAGCAAAUUUUGGGUUCGUUCAAACCAGCUUGAUCCUGUUGGUUUUCUAACUCUCGAGUUUGAUGAUGGUGAAGUUUUUCAAUGGAGUAAGGUCACAACUUUUGUGUUCUACCAAUCACCAAUCACCAAAACUUGGACUGUUCCCUUUCAGGAGAUAAUUGAUAUGGAUGAUGGAAUAUAUGAAGCUGUUGCAGGAAGUGACCUUAUCAUUACUAGAGUUGCAUUUCGAGACAACUCUUCAAAGCACUAUAUAAAUGAUCGUGGAAGUAAUUUUACAAAGGUCACUAAGAAAUUGAAAGGAAAAGGAGUAGACUUGGACAAUUGUAAUUUCAGCAUUAUUAUAAUUGAAUGA
Messenger RNA from Magnolia sinica, 631 nucleotides. RefSeq lists its product as uncharacterized. Gene Ontology annotation, cellular component: intracellular membrane-bounded organelle; membrane; cytosol. The transcript is spliced from 5 exons. Bases 173 to 631 code for a protein of 152 amino acids. NCBI's taxonomy places the organism in Eukaryota, Viridiplantae, Streptophyta, Magnoliopsida, Magnoliales, Magnoliaceae. The record is from RefSeq and is a predicted model, not a curated record. Gene Ontology annotation, molecular function: sterol binding.